Penicillium waksmanii is the source of this 2334-nucleotide messenger RNA. RefSeq lists its product as uncharacterized. The record is from RefSeq and is a predicted model, not a curated record. The transcript is spliced from 4 exons. The coding region runs from base 1 to 2334 and encodes 777 amino acids. Lineage: Eukaryota; Fungi; Ascomycota; Eurotiomycetes; Eurotiales; Aspergillaceae.
AUGGCACGGCGGAGGACAUUCUGGGGACUGCGAGUCUACGAUCGACCUCGUUCUCACCUCGGAAAACUUGACAGACUCGAUGGUCAAGUGUGCAGUACAUGGAAGUGUGCAGUACAUGGAACGGAGCACGGCUCGGACCACCGCACCAUUGAGACCGUUUUCGAUGCUCCUUGGCCGGCUCCUAAGCAGCCAGAGCGACUGCUACUGAAAAAUGCACCAUGGAAAGAGAUAAAUGCCAGAAUAGCGAGAACUUUAGUCACCGCUCCGUCGGAAGGCUUGGUACAGCAAAAAGCCGAUCGGCUCAUGUCCGCGGUGUCGGAAGUGGUGCGUGCUUUGACGCCGAGGGCCAAACCGUCGCCACUCGCAAAGCGAUGGUGGACGGCGGACCUGACACAAAUCCGUCAGAUAUACACAAAUUGGAGAAACCACGCCCGCUCGGAGCGACGGGCAGGACGGAAAGUGCCGCACCUGGAGAACAUGGCCGCGAGUGCAGCGAAACAAUACCACGAUGCAAUACGGAAACAAAAGAAGAAGCACUGGAAUGAGUUUCUGGCCGAUAACGAUAAUAUAUGGGAAGCCGCGAAAUACCUAAAGUCGGGAGAUGAUGCGGCAUUCGGGAAGGUCCUACAGCUCGUCAGGGCGGAUGGAACCAUGACCGCCGAUCAUAAAGAGCAAGCGGAGGAACUACUGACCAAAUUCUUCCCGCCACUGCCCGACAGAAUUGACGAUGAAAGGACCAGGCCGCAGAGAGCGCCCGUGGAGAUAUCUGCCAUCACUAUGGAAGAGGUCGAACGGCAGCUGUUGGCGACAAAAUCUUGGAAAGCACCUGAGAACUAUACCAUUGCGAAGGCCUGGAGGCUGAUUUCACUCCUCGCGACACUGGGCAAGGUGCUGGAAUCAGUCAUCGCAGAAAGAAUCUCAGACGUAGUGGAAACCUACGGCCUGCUUCCGACCAGCCACUUUGGGGCGAGUAAGCAAUGGCCAGCGGAGCAAGCACUCUUACUCUUGCAAGAGCAAAUCUAUGCGGCGUGGCGUGGCCGACGGGUCGUGAGCUUGAUCAGCUUCGAUGUCAAAAGAGCCUACAAUGGGGUCUGUAAGGAAAGAUUACUCCAAAGGAUGAAAGCGCGAGGUAUACCGGAGGUUCUGCUUCGGUGGGUCGAAGCGUUCUGCUCGGAGCGAACGGCGACCAUCCAAAUCAAUGGGCAAGCAUCUGAGGCCCAAAGCCUCCCACAGGCUGGACUGCCUCAGGGCUCACCCCUGUCCCCGAUCCUCUUUCUCUUCUUCAAUGCAGACCUCGUACAGCGGCAGAUCGAUGGCCAGGGAGGAGCGGUUGCUUUCGUGGAUGAUUUCACUGCGUGGGUAACCGGACCGACUGCGCAGAGCAACCGGCAAGGUAUCGAAACAAUCGUCAAUGAGGCACUCGACUGGGAAAUAAGGAGUGGAGCCACUUUUGAAGCAGAGAAAACCGCAGUUAUACACUUCGCCCCCAAGGCCCACAAAUCGGACUCGGGGCCCUUCAUCAUCAAAGGAGAAAUCGUUGUACCAAAAGACCAUGUCAAGAUUCUUGGCGUCAUAAUGGAUACGAGACUCAAAUACGAGGAAUAUAUCGCGAGGGCAGCGUCCAAGGGUCUCGAGGCAGCGAUGGAGCUUCGACGACUUCGCGGUCUCUCUCCAGCAACAGCGCGGCAGCUGUUCACGUCGACGCGUAGCGGAAGCGGAGGCUCACAUCGCCACGGUGCAACACCGGCUCUGGAGACGAGCUGCGAAGAUGUGGACCGACAUGCACACCCUACCGCUAACCAAUCCCCUCCGCAGCAAUACAGCUCAGAUCAAGAAAUUCAGAAGAUACCACCCUCCAUCCUCGAAUGUGUUCUGGGCAAGUUGGCGAGGGAGCCACUUCCACCCACUUCCUCACGAUCCCCCGAAUCCGUUGCUUCCAGUAUUGUCACCAAAAUCUUGAACGCCGAGGACCCCUAUCUGCUUGACAAACAACUGAAUGAGGAGGUCUCCACCAACGGCUGGUCUGAUGCCAUAGCAAGAGCUACUCUUGGCGGUCUAGAGAAUGCAAUCAAAGCCGGUGCGGAGAUGGCGCAAGCUGCGGCUGAUGCUGCGGCCCGAAGUAAAGAUGCAGCUACUGACUUUGCAACGGACCAUCCUGUUUAUGCUACUCUCAUUGCGUUGGGCAUUCUGGCGCUGCUGAUACCAUGGGCUCUUGAAAUAAUUGGAUUUGGAGAUUUGGGUCCAAUUGAGGGCUCAUUUGCGGCAACUUGGCAAAGACGAUUUGCUGGAUAUGUUCCCAAGAAAGCUUUGUUCGUUUCCAGAGGCUGGGAAUGA